Molecule: messenger RNA, 3708 nt
Organism: Mercenaria mercenaria
Lineage: Eukaryota; Metazoa; Mollusca; Bivalvia; Venerida; Veneridae
Product: zinc finger protein 454-like
Exons: 8
Coding region: 1068-3053 (661 amino acids)
Biological process (GO): regulation of transcription by RNA polymerase II
Cellular component (GO): nucleus
Molecular function (GO): DNA-binding transcription factor activity, RNA polymerase II-specific; RNA polymerase II cis-regulatory region sequence-specific DNA binding
Source: RefSeq, a predicted model, not a curated record
AUUUUCCUAAUUUGAUUAAAAUUCUUGCUAAUUAAACGAGUAUAGCAUCGUGAUUUCAUAUGAUCUCCAUUAAUAAACGCUAAGAAGGCAUCACGCAUCCUCCAGACUGAGGAACGCUUAUGGAAUUAUUGUUCUUUUUUGCACUCUCAUGUGUUGACAAUCAAACGCAAAGUGUCAAAGACGUAACCGCAACGCUAAUUGGCUAAAUACAAUUACCUCUAGUGUAACAGAUAAUUUGAUUAGCUUUCACACUUCUCGCGAAAAUCUCACAAGUACCUGAAGUAGGCGGAGCUUAAAUUAUGCUAUCAGCGUUUGUGUGUGUAUUCAGCACUCAUUUUGACAUCUUCCAAAUUGCCAACAGUCAGAGUAACAGUAAUUGGCGAGUGCGGAUCCUAAAAAAAUCGGGCGUUAGAUUUUAGAUUUCGUUUGGCAAGGAGUGUCAUGUCCGCUGCUUUUGGACUCUGGCGAUGCUGAUCUGGACUGGAGUAUUUAGAGUUAAAUUUUUUCAUAAACAUAGCAAACAUGUAUGUCUUUUUUAUUCCUUCAAACAUGCAUAGAGAUGUCUGUAAAACAAAAUGGCAUAUGGUGCAAAACUUAAGUAUUUUAAGGUGUUAAAGUUCGGGCUAGUGAAAUUGGUGUCGGGCUUGGAAAAUUCCCUAUCUGGUAGCCCGAACAGGCUAGUGGAUUCAGAUCUGAAUUUCGUACACUGUAUCAUUAUUUAAAGGAUAAGUGUAAGGUCAUACCCUGAAAAUGUUAUUGUCUUCAUUUGAUAAUGAAAUUCAUAGUUUAAACUAUACUUGAAGAGUAAACAUUUCAAAGUGGCCACUAAUAAUACUUAAAAUGGAACCUAUUAACUCAGUUUUUUUGUGUACUACAAUGACAUCAAAGUUUUCAGAUCACUUCUCCACAAAUGACUAAUACUUUUCAAAUGGUAUAACAUAUCUAGGAUAGUUGAAAUAGACUAUAAAUGACUUUCAGUUUUAAGCAUGCGCAGGAAUUAGCCGACAGAAAUGACGUAAUGUAAACACUAUGGUUUGUCAGCUGCAAGUGAUAUUUGACCAAUUUUAAUGGAGGAAUUGAACAAGACUGCAGAAGAAAUGGGAGAAAAAACUGUUAAGGAGUUCAUUUUCAAGUGUGGUGUAUGCCAGCAAGGGUAUGGAGAUAUUUUCUUGUAUUUUAAACACUUUUCAGAACAUAAACAAGUGACAUUUCAAGAGUGUUUCCAUCUCUGUGAGACCAGUAAUAAAUGGAAGCACAGUCUAGAUUAUUGUAUGCACUGUCUGGAGUUAACUGAUACAGAGCAGUUUGCUUGCCAGAUGUGUUUGAAAUCAUUCAAGACAAUGUGUAUGUUGCAUCGACAUAUUCUGGAUAACCAUCCAAAAGUCAUCUCUUAUGAUAUUGAUAUAGAGGCAAGAAGAGCCAGGGCAGAUUCGGAAGAUGGGUCUGGAGAUUUAGCAGAAGUGAUAUCUGAAACAACGACAGAUGAAAUUAAACAAGAAAUUGGUGUUGCUCCAUUUGUGUGCUAUUUUUGUAACAGUGGCCAUACAAGAGUUGUUGAUUUUUUAAAACAUUUACAAACUCAUGGUAGAUUUAAGUUCAACAAAUGUUUCCAUCUAUGUGACAUUGAGGAAUUAGAUGAGCAAAUUAAAGAAACAAACAAAAUAGACAAGUUUUUAUGCCGUACAUGUGGUACAUGGUAUCAGAGUAUGUGCCUUGUUUUCAAACACUUUUCUUGUAAAAAGUCGUGUAAGUCAUAUACAGUUUCACUUCGUGAUAAAACUGUCUAUGUAGGUUCUCAACAGUGUUUGGAUGUAAAAAGUAAAGUCAUGGAAAACAAAUUACCUCCUGAAGAAAGACUGAAGGAAACUAGAAAAGAUUUUCAAGAGAAAAGAACGUGUUUUGUUCUAUUAGAAGACUGUGCAGGUUUAAUCACAAAGUCUGGCAUAGAAAAAGUUGCUUCAUCUUCUCCGAUACCAUUAAGUGAACAAGAAGCUCGGGAGCAUUCAUCACAUGAUAGACUGUCUUCGGUAUUAGAAGAUGGAUUCUCCAAAAGCGUUACCGAUGAUAAAGGAUUUGAGGGUACGAAACAGCAGUUUGAAUCUGAUUCUAAAAGACUGAUAGUGAACUUUAGUUCAGAAAUGAACACUGAUGAUGGAAAUGAAGAAGGAUCAAAGAAUGGAAGUUCUGGCAAGGGAGAACAAAUAGAAUCUGAAUGUCGUGAAAAUACAAGUAAAUUACAAAGACAAGCUACACUUGGAAGGCCACGAAAAAACUUUUUCAAAUCGUCGUUUGUACGGAAAAUGCAGUAUUAUGAACGGAAAAAGAAGCUUCUAAGUCAGCCAACUAUAUGUCAACUUUGUGGUAUAAAAUUGAAAAAGAUGUGUAUUAAGAGACACAUGAAACUUGUGCAUUCUGAUACUGGGCCUGCGACUUGUGAAAAAUGUGGAAAAGUAUUUUCCUGUAAAUAUUACUGUGAGAGGCAUAUCAGCUACAUCCACUCGAAUAAAGUGUAUGUUUGUGAUGAGUGUGGAAAAACAUUUAAGGUGAAGGUUUAUUUAAAGAAUCAUAAGGAAUCCCACAACAAGGAGAGAAUAUACAAGUGUGAAGAAUGUGAAAAGACGUUUUAUACAAAGGCAUCUCUACGUGCACACCGGCUGAGAAAAAAAAAGGUACGAGACCAUCAGUGCCCUCAUUGUGAAAAAAUGUUUGAUAAACGAGGACUUAGGAAUCACAUACGAGAUGUACAUGCAGAUUCAAGCAAAUGGAUUUGUACAUUUUCUGGAUGUGAAAAACGGUUCAAAUCUAGACGUUUUUUGCGGAGACAUAUCGUACGUCAUCAAGAGGUUAAACCAGAAGUUUGUGACUUUUGUGGAGUGUCCUUUGCCCAGAGAGGUGAGCUUAAAUCACAUGUGAGAAGGAUACAUGGAGUACAAGAGUUAACAAAAAAGAAAAUUGAAGAUGCUGAUCGUGAUGAACGUCAAAAACGUCUUGUGUCCAUCGACGUGGAUCCAGAGAUGUUUGGUGAGGAAGGAUUGAAAACUAUCAGGAUGUAAAGUGUUUAAGGAUUGUUCUGUUGGGAAAAGCAAGUGUGUUUGGUUAACUACACUAUCAUUAAAAAGGAUGAAAUGACAACAAAGUAUUUUACAGACAAAAAUGGAAUAUAGUGCAAAAUCUGUAAUUGAUUAAACACAGUUUAAAUAGUAUAGAUGUACCAUUAACAAGAAAAAAGCCUCAAGGUUUAUUUCAAUUGUUAUAUACCCUAACAUGCCCUUCUGUGGGUAAGUAAUUGUAAAUAAAAAGAAAUAAGAAAGUGAUUUAGUGCGUUCCGAGAACAUUUAUUAGAUCCAUAAAUUCUCUUUCGUUGUGAGUUAAAUCAUUAGAAAUAGGCAGAAAGGGCAGUUUCCAAAAACGUAGUCCCCUCAGAUCAAAACAUUAUAGUUUAUUAUAGAUAUGUGCAUGGAAGACAUGCUCCAAAAACAUAGCGAAGAACAAACAUUUGUAGGAACACAUUAUGAUACAGCCUGGGACAGGUCGGUGGCAAAAAAUCCAAUGAAUGAUAUUUACAUUUGGAAGACUAGUACUUUGGCUAUCGGGUUGGAUUGUUUACUUGAAUAUAAGUGAGAAAUGCGGUUAAUAUUCAGUAACUUCUUUACAACUUGUUAACUGUAAUGUUCAAGUAAAGAAAGUAUUAAAUAAAAGAAAGUCCUA